AUGGCUGACUGGACACAUGUAUUCAAGGCUGUUUUGGAUGAGCACAAGAUUUCCUAUGUUUCAGCCAAAGGAAACCCUGCUGAGAGGGCAAAAAUCCUCAAAAAUAUCAAAGAUACUAUACUUGAAAGCAAUGAGGCUAAGGAUCCUUUGACUAUGCUUCCAGGCAAUAACAUUCAGAAGGCUAUCCAUACAUAUUACUUGCAUUUUCUGGAGGAUGAUGAGGACUGCGAUCUUGAGCAAAAAAUCAUUGAGGGAGCUCAUAAACUCACAUCUGGUGCAGGCAUCAUCACUGUAGAUAUGGUCAAAGACUGUCAAGAUGAUAAGCCUCUGGAUGCUGCAGCAUUCAAGACUGAAUUCUUGACUUUUGAUGUCACCCAGAAAUUGUUCAAAGAAGAAAUUGGGGAGUAUGACAAGAAGCACCAUGACAUCUCUGACUUAAGGUCCAUGGGGACAAGGACAAAGCUGGCCCAGUCCUGA
Molecule: messenger RNA, 477 nt
Organism: Suillus subaureus
Lineage: Eukaryota; Fungi; Basidiomycota; Agaricomycetes; Boletales; Suillaceae
Exons: 2
Coding region: 1-477 (158 amino acids)
Source: RefSeq, a predicted model, not a curated record